This is a messenger RNA of Pichia membranifaciens NRRL Y-2026, 1167 nucleotides long. RefSeq lists its product as hypothetical. Gene Ontology annotation, biological process: intracellular signal transduction; protein phosphorylation. The record is from RefSeq and is a predicted model, not a curated record. The transcript has a single exon. Gene Ontology annotation, cellular component: nucleus; cytoplasm. Gene Ontology annotation, molecular function: protein serine/threonine kinase activity; ATP binding. Bases 1 to 1167 code for a protein of 388 amino acids. NCBI's taxonomy places the organism in Eukaryota, Fungi, Ascomycota, Pichiomycetes, Pichiales, Pichiaceae.
AUGGGAACAGGGAAAGCAAACGACUAUUAUACUUCGAACGCUUGUGACAGCAUUGGGGACAACCGUGUUGUGUAUGAAAAAGCCAGCUUUUUGAUUGACUCCCGAUACAAGGUCCUACAGGUUCUUGGUAAAGGAUCAUAUGGAACUGUUUGUUCUGCUAUAGAUUUGAAGACAAAGGACAAAUCCUCUUUGGCGAUUAAAAAAGUUUGCAAUAUAUUCAACAAAGAAGUGCUUCUAAAGCGGGCCAUCCGAGAGUUGAAGCUUAUGGAGUUUUUCAAAGGUCACAAAAAUAUAAUAGGGUUGGUUGAUUUGGACAUUGUGUACAUGAAACCAUAUGAUGGGUUGUAUUGUUUCCAAGAAUUGAUUGAUUACGAUUUGGCAAAAGUGAUUCAUAGUUCAGUCCAGUUUUCUGAGUUCCACAUCAAAUCAUUUUUUUACCAGAUAUGUUGUGGUGUCAAGUAUAUCCAUUCAGCUGAUGUGAUUCAUCGUGAUUUGAAGCCCGGCAACAUAUUGGUUACAUCCCAGGGGUGCCUCAAGAUUUGUGAUUUUGGGUUGGCUCGAGGCAUCAAUGAGAAGUACAUGAAUCGGAAUCAUCGGUCGAGCAACAUUACCAACUAUGUUGCCACUAGAUGGUAUAGGGCACCUGAUUUAAUUUUGACGAGGAAACCGUAUGGUAAAGCCGUGGACAUCUGGGCUGUUGGAUGCAUAUUGGCUGAAUUGUACGGUAGAAGACCGAUAUUCAUUGGUGACGAUCAAAUGCAGCAGAUCAACGAGAUUUGCAAGGUGAUUGGCACUCCUUCGAAGGAAAUCAUUUUCGGGUACGGAUCAACCAUAGCAUGGGAGAUCUUCUCCGAUCCGAAGCCAAGGUAUCAGAAGAAAAACUGGAGUGAUAUAUAUCCUCACUCCAACGCCAAGGCACAGGACUUGUUGGAUGGCAUGAUAUGCUGGGAUGUUGCAAAACGUUUUGACAUUGACCGGAUUUUGAGACACCCUUAUUUGGAGGAUAUUCGAAAUAAGGACGACGAGGUUGAGAUGGACCAGACUUUCAACUUUAGCUUUGAGUGGAAGGUGAGAACGCUCAACGAUAUGAAACUGCUUUUGCGGGACGAGGUCGAGAACUUCAAGGCGAAAAAGCACAGAUAUGACAACAAGUUCGAAAGUCUAUAA